AUGUGGAACGCGGUGUGGGUACUCCUGCUCAUCACAUACCCACCGGUGCUCUCCUUCUCGUUUGCUGGGGUUGCACUCCAAAGCAACAAGGCAGCGAUUCGGAGAGCGGCGCGGAGGGUUUCGGUCGAGACGGCCGCGUCGUCUGCGGAGGCCGGGCCGCCUCCGGCAAUCGGCGGCGAUGGUCCUGCGAAUGACGGGAGCGCGGCGGCGGAGCUCGUGACCUCGCUGCUGGGGAAGAUCGAGGGCACGAACAGGGGAGUGGACUGCACGCCCGAACAACAGAAGGAAAUUGAUGGAAUCAUUGACCAGCUCAACACCUUGGGCGCGGACAAAGACUGGUUGAACGACAGCCGCGUCUUCGGCAACUACAACGUCGCGUACGUGAGCUCUGGCCCGUCGCAGCGGGGCAAUCCAGCGGGAGGCCGUUGGAGGGGCCGAGUAGGCCGCUCUCUAUUCAGGACGGAGGAGAUGUUUCAGCACCUCGUGGAGCCUACCACGGCGGUGAACAUGGUCGUCUUCAGGGCGUUCGGACUGCUCAAGGGGUGCGUCACCUUGCGAGGCGACUUUAAGGCAAUUCCGGACAAACCUAACUUUGUCAAGGCUUCCUUCGGGCCGCCGCUGAUAAACUUCCUGGGAAAACGCGGCCUGACGAUUCGGUCGGGGCCCAAGAGCAGCGUAAGGCUUGCGGCAACCUACGUGGAUGAGAGGAUUCGACUUGGGAUGGGUGGGCGGGGCAGUCUGUUUGUUUUCACGAGAGGAGGGGCCGCUGACACCCCCAACGCCGACGAUUGGAAGAUCUACGCCGCUGAGAGCGCCAGGCCGGUGAAGGCGAGAAUCUUGGGAGCUGCGGCGGCGUGCGGCGCCGUCGCGGCCGGUGCGAGGUUGGCGUUCGUUCCAGCCACCGCCCUCGCCCUCGUGUCCCUGGUGCUGGUGGCCACCCAGGGGGGAAUCAUCCGGGAUGAACCGGACAUAGCGUCGGCGUGA
Molecule: messenger RNA, 984 nt
Organism: Ectocarpus siliculosus
Lineage: Eukaryota; Phaeophyceae; Ectocarpales; Ectocarpaceae
Source: the annotation of a GenBank genome assembly